Molecule: messenger RNA, 225 nt
Organism: Angiostrongylus costaricensis
Lineage: Eukaryota; Metazoa; Nematoda; Chromadorea; Rhabditida; Metastrongylidae
Source: the annotation of a GenBank genome assembly
AUGCCGCCGGCGGGCGGCCGCGGAGUGGGCGAGCAGGCGAUGGUGUACGUGGGCGGGCGAGAGAAAGCGCGUCCGGCGAGUGGUCAGUCGACGAGGAGGCGCUCCAGCCGAGCACGCCGAGGCGACGAGCACACGCGCCAGCCCGGAUGGCCGCCUGGAAGCUGGCCAGCUGCCCGGACUCGUCCGAUGGUGUCGUCGUCGGUGGCUCGACGCCAGGCUGGCUAA